AUGGGCGCCAUUUGUGCCACAGCGGAGGAAGAGUUGAAAAACACCAAUCGUGAUCUUCUAACAGAUGCGGAGACUCCGAUCAUAGGCAUGGAUGCAGAACCUCUUUGGUUGCAAAUCUGUAAUGCGCACAAUGAGAGGAAGAAAGCUCUCCAGGAAGCAUGGCCAGACCUUGAGCCCGAGUUGAGUGCUCGCGCAGUGGUCAAAGCAGAUGUGAGGGCCAAAGAACAUAUAGAAACUCUGGCCAAAGAGGAAGCCAUGAAAAAGGAGACUGACAAGAAAAGCACUGCGACUCCUCAAGGCAGUCCAGGUGCUCGGACCCCAAGACCGAAGAUCGUCAAGCUGACCAAGGAUCAGGCCAAGCAAGCUCUGAGGAGAGCCGUUGCCAUUUUCGAGAAGCCUGAGAACAAGAAAAAGUUGCAAGAAGCUGUGGCAUCUUGCGGCGAUGACAGCGCUCAAAAACUUGCUACCUUGCUGCCAGUGGUGAAAGCCAUGCUGGCAGACUUGCUGGAGUCAUAUGAGUUCCCUCGGGAUAUGCUUCUGCCGGCGAUGGCGCAGAUUGCAGGCCAUGCAGAAGGUGAUCUUAAGAUGGGGGCUCAGCUUGCGCGGCUUCAAGCUGCAAUGGAGGGGCAAGUGCAGACUAGUGUGCAUAUGGAAGUGGGUCAAACGGAGACAGAACAGAUUCCUCUGAAAGGGGUGUUAACCUUCCAUGGUUUGUAG
Molecule: messenger RNA, 717 nt
Organism: Durusdinium trenchii
Lineage: Eukaryota; Dinophyceae; Suessiales; Symbiodiniaceae
Source: the annotation of a GenBank genome assembly